Vicia faba (fava bean) is the source of this 432-nucleotide messenger RNA. The record is from the annotation of a GenBank genome assembly. Lineage: Eukaryota; Viridiplantae; Streptophyta; Magnoliopsida; Fabales; Fabaceae.
AUGUAUUAUUACGGUUUGAUAUGUGCAUAUGAAGUGAGAAGCAAAUGUGGCAUGGUGGGGCAGAAAUUUGACCAAAUGCUAUAUGAAGGUCAUGGCUUUCCACUUUCUGGCAAGCCAUGGCAGAGCCCAUCUCAUGCACAACCGAGCAAAAUGAUUAAAAAGCUAGGGGAAAGAAGAGAGAAAAAGAUGAUCAACAAUCACCCUACCCAUUUUGAUGAUAUUAAUCCAUUAAAGUUUGAUUAUUUCCUCUUUAAUCCACGUUUUUACAUUCUUCCAUUCUCAUGUCAAUCACUUUUUCUCCAUCUUUUUCUCCUAUCUGUUUUCAUUCUGCCUUUUUUUUUUUCAAUCUCUAAUUUAUUUCUAGUUUUGUUCCUCUUAUUGGCCAGUUCUUUUUGUUUGCAUAUGCUUGCUAUUCCGUCUCUAUCAUGUUAA